Molecule: messenger RNA, 585 nt
Organism: Cinara cedri
Lineage: Eukaryota; Metazoa; Arthropoda; Insecta; Hemiptera; Aphididae
Source: the annotation of a GenBank genome assembly
AUGGACUCACAGGGUGAAUCCCCGGCGAUAAACACAACGCAGCACCAGACGGAUGUGACGGUGUUGAAUGACCAGGACAAUUUGUCGGAAAACUUAGACGGGACCGACAAAGAGAAACAAGGAUCCGACUCCAGCCCUUUGGUUGUUGUCGACGGUGCAACAGUAAAAAACUUUGUCGACGCCGAGUACGCCUGCAACCGAGAGACGGUACGGAUGUUGGCGUCCCUCAUAGCGGCAGACGACCGGGCCAGAGUGAACGCAUGGCUGACCAAGUUGGACGAGUGCGAAGAUCCCGAGGUCCGAUCGUUGUACGUACUGUACUUGAUAAGGGCGGUAUCUUGCGGCCAUGCCAGGGCCGAACCGUUCCGGCACUUGCCUCACGACGGGCCGCUCAGGCGACUGAACGAGGUCGUCGAUUCAGCUCUGUUGUUCGGUUUGACCAGAGAGAACGCGCCGGAAGAGGACCGGGAGGCUAUUAGACCGACUCCCAAUACCCGAGUGCACCGAGAAUCGUUUUACAACCGUCAACCGAUACCCGAAGACGGGAUUUACUGUUACGCCGCUGCGUUCACUGACAUGGAAUAG